AUGAUGGUAGGUAAGAAUACAUCUCGAGAUGUGUGGCUUUCACUGGAAUCUAAUUUCUCAAGCCUCUCUAAGGCCAGGCUAAUGCAUCAUAAACUCCAGUUGCAAACAUUGAAGAAGGGAUCUAGCACCAUGAGGGAAUUUCUUGGCAAAGUCAAAGCAUGUUGUGACUCUCUAGGGGUGGCUGGUGAACCUGUCUCUGAGCAGAACCACAUUCUCUAUAUUCUUGCAGGCCUAGGAAGUGAAUACAAUCCAGUUGUAGUGGCAGUUACCUCAAGAGUAGAGCCCUACACCUUGAAUGAACUCUAUGCCAUGUUGCUUAGUCUUGAGUCAAGACUUGAUGUCACUACACAGUCCAUUGUGAACUCAGAUGGUUCUAUUCCCAGUGUGAAUGUGGCCUCUCAUAACCCCUCUGCUCAGAAACCACCCACUCAAUUUUCUAAUUUCUCACACUUAAGAGGAUUUCCUUCAUCUCAGAGGGGCAGGGGCAGAUCAAAUAAUUAUAGAGGAAGAGGUGGUAGAGGUUUUAGGAACAACAACAGACCAUCUUGUCAACUUUGUGGUCUCAACAAUCACACUGCAGAUAGAUGUUACCACAGAUAUGACUCCUCUUACCCACCACCUACCACUAUGUAA
Messenger RNA from Striga hermonthica, 633 nucleotides. The record is from the annotation of a GenBank genome assembly. Lineage: Eukaryota; Viridiplantae; Streptophyta; Magnoliopsida; Lamiales; Orobanchaceae.